AUGACACAGACUGAAGAGCUGUUUGUCUAUGCCAAGUUCCUGUACGAUGCACUUGGAGAGCGAAUACGGGUGUUUGAGAUCGUCACGUUGGAUAAUAAGACGGUCACUCAGGAUAUUCUUUUGCACUACAGAGAGGUGACUAAAGAAAUUACAUGUUAUUUAUCAAGAUAUAUUUACACUACAAAGUAAAAAUGUAUGAGUAAUAAACUUGAUAGAUACAUUUUGUCCUCUAUUUCUGUUUUUUUCAAAAUGAAUACAAUUUAAGAUCCAUUUAAGGUCCAUACCGGCAAAAAAGUACAAAAGACAUGAAGGGAAAUUGGAACCUUUUUAAACUCACUUCAAAUCAAUCUUUAUUUGUUAGUAACAUCAAUUCAUUUUUAAGACCUUUCAACUUUGUAUUUAAGUCAUUUCAUGAGCCUCUAAGACAACUUGAGACAUUUUAAGGCCUUAAAUACAAAUUAUUGGAAUUUAGACGUUUUAAGACUUUUUAAGGCCCAGCAGAAACCCUGUAAAAUAACACCAAUAUGGAUUCAGUCUAUUUUAUAGAAAUCAAAAGCUUUUUUUUUUUACAAGCAUAGGCUACAAUAAGGACUAAAUCCAGUAAUAGAAGCAACAAGAGUUGCCUGUUGCCAAAUUUCAGUACAAAGUGUUACUGCUUUUAUUUUUUAUUGUGUCCAACACCAAGAAAAUUCCAAGGUAACCUCCUUAUAAACUUUAUGUGAGCUCUGCAAAUUAUUCACAUGACAAGUAGGUCUUUUGGUCAUCACAGCAAAACCAUAAACUUUGACAGACAGACACUUCCAAUUAUCUGUCUGACACAACUGAAGUCAGCGUGAAGAAAUUUUUAAAUGUCAGUACUUUUUUGCUCUUGAAGGUUAUGACCUAAUACUCUGUGGCCAUGAUCUUUAGGUCUCUAACACUUAACAUGUUUUAAAAAAAAACCUUGAACUGAUCCUGUGACUUCAAUCCAACAGCAAGUCAUGUAUGAGAUCCACGACCAUAACCGUACCUGCAAGAAAAGUCCUCUCAAGGUGGACUUUGUGCCCUUGGGUGUCCCAGGAGAUGCAACUUUGCUGGCCCAAAGUGUCUUGGGUGACUCAUCUAGACCUGGGGAGGGACUCCUGGUCAAUUCCUGGAAGGGGAAGAUUCCCACAGGAGGUCAGAGAGCUUUUAAUCAUUACAAAUGUCUCAACUAAUAACUGUUCAAUCCUAAUUUGUUCACUUUUCUUAAACUCUGACUCUGCAGAAAGGAUGAUGAUCACAGUGACUGCAUUUGGAUGCGUUCCGAUCAGCUUUUCACAACAGACCAAAGAGUACGGAUGGCUGUUGACAAGGUCAGUAUACAUUAACGUAAUGUUUUAACAAGGUUGAAACUUAAAUAUUACUAAGACUAUGGACACAGCUAGUAUGAUAUCAGAGAAAGACUUUCUUCAUAGAGGUUUGACUGUUUUGUCUGUUCACCAGCUACUUUGACAACGUCAUUGGGAUAACAGAUCCUGAACUGCUCAACCCCCCAUCCUACUGCCCCAAAGAUGGCACAAUGACUGAUGAGAAGCCGGCUGACCUGCUCCGCCUGCUGUUUGGAAAGAAUUAG
This is a messenger RNA of Xyrichtys novacula (pearly razorfish), 1594 nucleotides long. NCBI's taxonomy places the organism in Eukaryota, Metazoa, Chordata, Actinopteri, Labriformes, Labridae. The record is from the annotation of a GenBank genome assembly.